Cricetulus griseus (Chinese hamster) is the source of this 3809-nucleotide messenger RNA. The record is from RefSeq and is a predicted model, not a curated record. Lineage: Eukaryota; Metazoa; Chordata; Mammalia; Rodentia; Cricetidae.
AUGCGGUGGACGCUUCUGCUGCUGCUGCUACUACUACUGCUGAUGGAGCAGAGCCAGAGCCUGGCUGGACUUUCCCAGGAGACGAUCCCCCUCUUCCGACUCACUCGUCAGGGACCCUAGGACAACCACGACAGCCACGCCACCGACUCGUCCUGCCAGGGGCUCCCCGCUGCGGGAGCCACGUCCCUGACCCUGGCGAACCGCAGCCUGGAGCGCUUGCCCAGCUGUCUGCCACACACGCUGCGCAUCCUCGAUGGCAGCCACAACCUGCUGCGCGCCUUUGGCGGGCCUGAGUUCGGUCGCCUGUCCGAGCUGCACAUGCUCACCCUGAACCAUAACCGCAUCUCCUUGCUGCACUGGAGCAACGGCACGCCAGCCAUGCUGCAGGAGCUCGACCUCAGCCACAACCUGCUGGUCAGGCUACCCCCCUGCACCGGGUCCCCGGUGCGCCACCUGCGCUCUCUGGCGCUGGCGGGGAACCCACUGGGGGCGCUGCAGCCACGGACCUUCGCAUGCUUCCCCGCGCUGCAGCUUCUCAACCUCUCCUGCAGCGAGCUGAGCCACAUCGCCCAGGAGGCGUUCGUUCAGGAGAACGGAGGGCCCCUGGAGGCUCUGGAAGUCUUGGACCUUAGCAGCACUCACCUCGAGCGAGUUGAAUCUGGGUGGAUCAGAAACCUGCCACAGCUCAAGUCCCUCUACCUGAGAAAGAUGCCCAGGCUGAAGACACUGGAAAGAGACGUUUUCAAGAUGACUCCUAACCUGCAGCAGCUGGACUGUCAAGAAUCCCCAGCACUUACUUCCAUCCACACAGAGAUCUUUCAAGACACACCUUGUCUACAAGUCCUUCUGUUGCAGAACUGCAACUUGAGUUCCUUUGGUCCUUGGAUUGUGAAUUCUUCCCAAGUCUUGUCUGUCAGCCUCUUUGGCAACCCUCUCACUUGCAGCUGUGAGCUGGCUUGGCUUCUCAUGGAUACAAACAAAACUGUCUUACACAGGGCAGCAGAUACCAUGUGUGAACUCACUUCAGGAUCCGAGGACCCCCUCUCUGGUCCCCUCUCUCUCGUCCAGCUAUCUGAUGUGUGCAGGCCAGACCAAAGAACCACCCUCCUGGCUUCAAACCCGCCCCACUUUGAUCAUUCAGUUUCUGCACCACGGACACAGGGGCCUUCCAUUGGGCAGAGCACAACCCCAUCUGCUCAGUCUGGAGGAGGCCAACAAAAUAUCACCAAGGUCCCCUCCCACACCACGGCUUCUCUUACACACGGGUCAUGGAUGCAUAGCGGUACUUCAGAGGAAACUCCUCGGUCCACUACUGACUCAGUGACAAUUUACCAUCCCUCUAAGACUCCGCCUGGUGCUGCCAACCGGAGGACACAAGCCACCACCAAAGCUCUCCACAUACAGCCUCCACAGGAUGAGAUUCCAGUCGUGCUGUUAGAUGAUGAGAGCGAGGAGGAUGAGACUCACGGUCAGGGGGUAGCACCUCACCAGGAUGUCUCUUGUGAUUACCACCCCUGCAAGCAUCUGCAGACUCCAUGUGCAGAGUUACAGAGGCACUUCAGAUGUCGCUGCCCUGGUCUCAGUGGGGAAGAUACCAUCCCAGACCCUCCCAAGCUGCAGGGGGUUUCAGAAAUGACCGACACAUCAAUGCUCAUCCACUGGUGUGCCCCCAACUCAGUGGUGCACUCGUACCAGAUCAGCUACCUGGCAGAAGGAAAAUCUGGGAACCAGUCAGUAGUGGACAUCUAUGCUACAGCCCGACAGCACCCCCUGUACAAGCUGUCACCAAGCACCACCUACCAUGUGUGUGUACAGGCAGCCAACAGGGCUGGCCUGAGCCAGCAGCAGACCUCAGGCUGGAAGAGGUCAUGUGCCACCUUCACAACCAAGCCCAGCUCUGUGGUCAUCUUCUGGGGACUGUGCACCUCCCAGGGACUGUUACUAGUUUGCACCCUGGUGCUGUCUGUGUGUCUCUGGAGACAGCGCUGGAAGUCACACAGGCAGUACUAUGACACAGACCUGGUGGCCUUCAAAAACCCAGCUAGGGCUGAGGAAGUAGCUCAGUGGUAGUGACUUCCCUAUGCACAAGGCCUUGGGUUUGUCCCCAACAUGAAAAUCAGACACAUUUGAGGCUUUGGGUUAAUCUCUAGUGACCAAAUUAAACAACAGACCAGUAUUUGACCUGCUGAGGCUCCAGACCUUCAAUUAUCCCAGCUUCUUUCUUCCAAUCGAACCAUGUCUUCAUGCAGAAAUUACAACCUAGUGCAUAAAAACAGCACUUUUGAGUCCCACCUUCCCCAAAGCCAGCAUGCCUCUCACAUACUCAGUACUCUGUUCCUUCCUUCUGUUCCUCCUCUAACUGUUCUCAGUAACCUGACAGUCAACACCAGACAGUUCUACUGGCAGCUGUCAUUCUGCCCUGUCCUCUUGGAGUUUUUCAGCCAUUGGUGUCUCCCUCAGUAUCCACUGGGAGAAAACAAAGCAAUCGUAACAAGGAACAAAACUUUUGGAAAUGCCAUCCUUAAGUUUCUUGCAUGGAAGUUGCCUUGUGGCCCCUGGUGUUAGCAUGAGUUGAUAGCCAAGAGCUGGUGGUCAAGGAAGAGCUACUGGUUUCCUAAGGAUUUAUUAGUUGCAUUUCAAUGUGUGUCGGAACAUGUAUUUCAAGCUUUCCAGUUAAAACUAGCCUUCUCGUAACAUCUGUGAAACAUAGGAAAAGACUAUUUGCUUCUAGGGUUUCCUGCAUGUCACUCAAGACUCAAUAGACAAAAGUAGUGUGAAUUUUAUUGCUUAGACAAGGUCUUACUGUGCAGCCCAUACUGGCCUCAAACUUGGGAGCCUCCUGCCUCUCUCUCCAAAUGCUGGGAUUACAAGAGUUUGGAGAGGAGGUAAAACUGAACCCACAAAGACUGAUUGAAUCCAUCUCUCAUCUCCAGGACAGGUUGAAGCACAAAUGCCAUGCUGCAGAAAGCAAGCGUAUCCUAGCUGGAGGCGGUAUGAAUACUUACACACUUGUGAAUGGCUAAGUAUUCAAGCAUGUUUUCAACAUCCUAAAACAUAUCCCUAGUUUCAUUAAAUAUAUGCCCCAAGAGAAUUGGAGUAAGCAUUUGAAAGACCUCCCCUACAACCCUGCUUAAAAGUUAAAGUCAAAAGUGUGCAUUAGUAUUGUCCUAAGACAAGUAAUUAAAUGGCCCCAGUGUUUUAGCCUACUCUCAAGAAUGAGUCUAGCCAGUCAGUAGUGGUGCAUGCCUUUGGUCCCAGCAGCAAUUGAGAGAGACAGAGGCAGGCGAGGUGGAUCUCUGUGAGUUCGAGGCCAGCUUGGUCUACAGAGCGAGUUCCAGGACAGGCUCCAAAUUUACACAGAGAAACCCUGUUUCGAAAAACAAAAAGUUCUAUGGAGACACUGAGAUAAAUUUGCCAAUCUGUAUACAUAAAUGUAUACUCUAGUAUUUGCAUUCAAAUACAACUCCAGUAUUUUAAAAAGAACAUGACACACACCUUUAAUCCCAGCAUUCGGGAGGCAGAGGCAGGAGGAUCUCUGUGAGUCCCAGGCCAGCCUGAUUUACAGGGUGAGUUCUAAGACAUCCAAGCCUACACAAAGAAACCGUCUCGAAAAACAAAAAACAAAACAAAACAAAAAAAAGAAAAUGGACAGAAUGUAGUUUUUUAAACAAAAACCAUUAGGACAUUUGAACUAUUUUGUAAGCGUUGAUAUGGGAAAAGUGUUGGUCAGAGCUAGAUCAAAACCCCUCAUAGUAAGGAUACUAAAGGUCAACAAUAAGCAAAUAUAAUAAAGCAGAAUAAACAACUAA